Molecule: messenger RNA, 641 nt
Organism: Dendroctonus ponderosae (mountain pine beetle)
Lineage: Eukaryota; Metazoa; Arthropoda; Insecta; Coleoptera; Curculionidae
Product: enhancer of mRNA-decapping protein 1
Exons: 3
Coding region: 100-603 (167 amino acids)
Source: RefSeq, a predicted model, not a curated record
CUGGAAGGGAUUAAAUACCAAAUUCAUGAUGUAUAAAAGCGAUUUUGGGGCACUUCGUUCGCAUUUACUUUUUAUCCAUUUUCAAGUGCAAGUGCCGAAAUGAAGACUUUCCUCACUCUGGGACUUCUGGUCGCUAUCAGCUACGUGCAAGCUGGACUCGUUCCUGCCUCCACCACCCUCCUGAGACAGUCAACAACAAUCGCACAUCCAUCAGCCAUAAGUUACGCGCAACCCAUCGCCUACUCCGUGGUGCCUUCAGUGUACUCUCAACCGCUUCUGCACAACGCUUACUAUGCCAAUCCUGUGUUUUCAUCAGGUCCUCUUUUGGCCCAACAAUCCAUCUACGCCCAGUAUCCCGGACUGGUGGCCCAAAGCCCUGUUCUGCAGUAUCCAUUUGGUCCACAGGGUCUAGUUCAAGUGGAUCAAACUGGAGUCCCGCAGGUUGAAGGAGGUGCCCAAAUUCCACCACAGCAGCAACCACAACCACAACCGCAGCCACCGCAAAGUGCCCCUCAAGCUCCUCCACAGCAAUCUCCAAUUUUAAGUGGUCCUUCGGCUGGAACCGCCGCUGAUGACGACACUGUCUCCGUGGAAGCUGCUUAGAUAUAAGUUUGAGUAUUAAACGAAAUUGCUAAAACUCA